UCUCUCCUCCCCCUCAGCCCCACCCCUCCAGCUCUCUUCUCCACCCAUUCCCUCCCCCUCACUUCCUAAGUAUUUCCCAGGUGAGCCACACAAGGGUGUGGUUCACAAAAAAAACAAGAACGACUGCAGCUACCAGUAUUUUCACUUCUGACAGUCAAGGGAGCAGUUCAGCCAGGACACACUUUCAACACACCUUCCUCUUCUAAAUCUUCAAACGAGAGCCAUGGGGGGACUUCAGUGCAUCAAAUACCUUAUGUUUGCGUUCAACUUUCUCUUCUGGUUGGCAGGUACUGGAGUGCUGAGUGUGGGACUCUGGCUCCGUUUUGACAGCAGGACGGCAGGACUGUUCGAAGGAGAGGAGGCGCCCACAGUCUUCUUCACUGGUGUGUACAUCCUGAUCGCGGCGGGGGCUCUGAUGAUGGUCGUGGGCUUCCUGGGAUGCUGCGGAGCCAUCAAAGAGUCGCCGUGCAUGCUGGGACUGUUCUUCCUCUUCCUGCUCCUCAUCUUCGCUGUGGAAGUGGCUGCCGGGAUCUGGGGUCUCUCCAACAAGGACAGGGUGGUGGAGGAUGUUACGGAGUUUUAUAAACAGACUUACAACAACUACAAAGACACCAAACAAGAAGCACUGAAGGAGACCCUCCGCCUCAUCCACUUUGGACUGAACUGCUGCGGUCCGACAGGAACGGUGAUCGAUGCCGCCAGAGACAUCUGCCCCAAGAAGGAGGGACUGGAGGUCCUCAUCACCACGAGCUGUCCGGCUGCCAUCGACGAGAUGUUCAACAACAGGCUGCACAUCAUCGGCGGGGUCGGCAUCGGCAUCGGAGUCAUCAUGAUCUUUGGGAUGAUCUUCAGCAUGAUGCUCUGCUGUGCCAUUAAGAGGUCCCGGGACUUUGUCUGAACCAGCACAAAAAAAGAACCACAGCCGCACACCCACACACAGAGGAACCCCCUCCAUCUUUAACUCGUGUCAGUUUUACACUCGCUGCUUAUGUCAGUUUAGUAAUAACAACAGUCGUCUUAGUUUCCUGCUUGGCUCCAUACGGGAUGGCCACGUCAACCUGUGAGAGUAUGGCGCCUGCGCAGUGACGCCCCUUCAUGUUUUCCACUCUGUCUGCAGGGAGGUCGAAUUUGUUUCCAGAGUAAACCGAACGAAUGGGUGUAGUGUUUUUAGUCUGGUGCCCCGUAUAGUAAAGCCAAAUCCCACUUUUCAUCAAUGAGAACAGCUGCAGACAAAGAGAGACGUGUAUGGCUCUGCCGCCCCCUGGAGAACCCCGAGGAUCACUCCUGUUUUUUCCUUUCGGAUAAUAAUCCACUUCACUUCAGUUUAUGUGAAGAGUUUAAAGUUUGCCUGUGGUGACCUGUAAUCUAACAGGCUUUUUCAGCUAAAUGUAUUUUAUUGUGUGACUUAUGUUUUUAUUUUUGAAGUUGCAUGAGGGAAGCUUUUUUUAAAUUUUUUUUUUUAUAAAAAGCAGAAAUAUGGCGUUUUAUGCACAUAUUUUGAUGUAUGCAGUUCUGAUAUCUUUGCCAAAUAAAUUAACUAAUAAAUGCUGAUUUGUGUUAAA
Molecule: messenger RNA, 1562 nt
Organism: Xiphias gladius (swordfish)
Lineage: Eukaryota; Metazoa; Chordata; Actinopteri; Istiophoriformes; Xiphiidae
Product: CD9 antigen-like
Exons: 8
Coding region: 224-898 (224 amino acids)
Cellular component (GO): membrane
Source: RefSeq, a predicted model, not a curated record